This is a messenger RNA of Sphaeroforma arctica JP610, 192 nucleotides long. RefSeq lists its product as hypothetical. Gene Ontology annotation, molecular function: ATP hydrolysis activity; chromatin binding; ATP binding. Lineage: Eukaryota; Ichthyosporea; Ichthyophonida. The record is from RefSeq and is a predicted model, not a curated record. Gene Ontology annotation, cellular component: nucleus. Gene Ontology annotation, biological process: positive regulation of transcription by RNA polymerase II. The transcript has a single exon. The annotation marks the transcript as partial.
GGAGACGAUACACUUCAACCGCAUGUGGUGGUGAUAGGUGCGACCAAUAGACCCAAUGCCAUAGACCCUGCCCUGAGACGGCCUGGACGCUUUGACCGCGAACUCGAGGUACCUGUGCCCUCAGUAGAGGACCGGUUGGCCAUUUUAGGUGCAAUGCUGGGGAAAAUACCACAUAGACUGACCAAAGAACAG